Strongylus vulgaris is the source of this 444-nucleotide messenger RNA. The record is from the annotation of a GenBank genome assembly. NCBI's taxonomy places the organism in Eukaryota, Metazoa, Nematoda, Chromadorea, Rhabditida, Strongylidae.
AUGGAUUUAGUAGCUUCAUCACUUCUGUAUCCAAAAACACCCCAUUGGAACUUAAAAAGCAGUAAAGCUUUUGAGUGGGUACAAAAUGUUGAGAAUACUCGGUCUCUGCAAGCUGAACAAAUUUUUGCAAAUAUAUCGUUGAAGCCAUCAUUUUACUCUUUUCCACCUGCAUGGUUUCAAGUAAUCUGUCUACUACCGUUAAUAACUAUCAUACCCGAUUCUAUUGGAUCAUAUGAUGCUGAGGAGCAUAAUGAAGAAUGGCAAUCCAUGCUGCAGUUUGACUGUCGAGGCUUGGAACCGUUUGACUUUGAACCUCGAAACGGAUGGACCGCAGUAGGCAUCGAGUCGGGCACCGCAUGGGCUGAUUACGAUGAAAAAGCAGGUGAAGCGACGGAGAUCAGCGACAUUGAAGUUCGAUUUGUUCACGCAAAAACCAAGAAGUGA